AUGUUAGACAUCACAGACUUCAUCGCCGAGCGUGGUGGUGAUCCCGAGCGGAUUCGGGAGUCGCAGCGAAGACGAGGCGAGCCAGUAGAGAUCGUGGACGAGAUUAUUCAGAUGUUUGAGGAUCACAGGAAGACCAAUUACGGUGUUACAAAGAUCGGCAGCAAAGUCAACGAUACGCAAAAGGAGAUUGGCAAGAAAAAGAAGGCGAAAGAGGAUGCGGAGGACCUUUUGAAGCAGAAAGAAGCUUUGCAGAAAGAGAAAGCUGCCCAGGAAGCAUUGGCCGCAGAGAAGCUGCAGGCGCUUCAUCUGAAGGCCAAGACGGUGGGAAACUAUGUGCACGAGUCGGUGCCGAUUAGCAAUGACGAGGCGAAUAAUAAGGUGGAAAAGGAAUGGGCGCCUGAGGGCUUUCAGAAACAAAAAAAGGAUUGCUUGUCACAUCACGAGGUUCUGUACCGCUUGGACGGCUACGAUCCAGAAAGAGGCGUUAAGAUAGUGGGACAUCGAGGCUACUGUCUGACAGGCUACGGCCUCUUCCUGAACCUGGCACUGGUCAACUAUGGCUUGGAGUACCUAUUCAGCAAAGGUUUUACGCCCAACCAGCCUCCCUUUUUUAUGAACCGAGAAGCCAUGGCCAAGACGGCGCAGCUGUCACAGUUUGACGAAGAGCUUUACAAAGUAACCGACGACGGCACGGAAAAGACCGACAAGUACCUGAUUGCAACCUCGGAGCAGCCACUCUCCGCCCUUCACGAGAGCGAAUGGCUGACAGAGAAGGAUCUACCCAUCAAGUACGCAGGCUACAGCACAUGCUUCCGCAAAGAAGCUGGUUCGCACGGUCGCGAUGCAUGGGGUCUUUUCAGAGUGCAUCAGUUCGAAAAGAUCGAACAAUUCAUUUUCUGCAAACCCGAAAACUCAUGGGAGCACCUAGAAGAAAUGCUGGCAAAUUCCGAAGGCUUCUACCAAUCGUUGGGCCUUUCGUACAGGGUCGUUGCAAUAGUCUCCGGCGCUUUGAACAAUGCUGCCGCAAAGAAAUUUGACCUGGAAUCCUGGUUCCCAUUUCAGAGUGAGUACAAGGAGCUCGUUUCUUGUUCGAAUUGCACAGAUUACCAGACGAGGGAGCUUGAGAUACGAUAUGGCGCCAAGUCACAAACAAGCAGCAAAAAGACAUACGCACACGCUCUUAAUGCUACGCUCUGUGCUACUGAGCGUACUCUUUGCUGCGUGCUAGAAAAUUAUCAAACCGAACAUGGUAUCAACGUACCUGAGGUUCUGCGCAAAUACAUUCCCGGCCAGCCCGAAUUCCUGCCAUACACGAAAGAGCUGCCGAAGGACUCGAUUUCAGCGAGAGGUGCAAAACAAUCAACUUCGGCAGAGCUGCCGGUAAGAUGA
Letharia columbiana is the source of this 1389-nucleotide messenger RNA. RefSeq lists its product as uncharacterized. The record is from RefSeq and is a predicted model, not a curated record. Lineage: Eukaryota; Fungi; Ascomycota; Lecanoromycetes; Lecanorales; Parmeliaceae. Gene Ontology annotation, molecular function: ATP binding; tRNA binding; serine-tRNA ligase activity. Gene Ontology annotation, cellular component: cytosol. Gene Ontology annotation, biological process: seryl-tRNA aminoacylation. Bases 1 to 1389 code for a protein of 462 amino acids. The transcript has 3 exons.